GGUCCUAUUCCGCAAUGUGAGUUACCAAAAUUGAGGAUAAUGUGUGGGGACGUAAUGAAAUGAAGGUAGGCUUCAAUCCUGGCCUGCAAGGAGUUGUCUCUUUUUGUUGACCCUACCUUGUUGCCGUUGCAACGCGUUGAAACGGAGGGGAAGCGUUACAACGCCUCGAAGCGUUGGAACGAUCGAGUUCAGUGUUGAGAGCGUUAGAACGGCACGUGCCGUUGAGAGGCGUUACAACGCCUUCUAACGGGUCACAACGCGUCCGCAGUGUUUUCCGACAUCUAGAUCUGGUCCAUCUGCCCCUCGUGUUUAGUCUUCCCAGUGAAGACACUCUCGAAUGCGAGAAUCCAAGCACUCGGGCUACAAUGAUGACGAGCACAAGAGGGAGCCUCCCCCAAGAAAAAGGAAACCUUGGCCCCUUCUCAAACUUCCUAAGCGAAUGAAUGCGGAGAGUAGGAAAUAUGGUUUCGGAGUCAUCGAUCCGGGAUCGGAUUAUGAUAGUGACGAUGAUGAGUUCAACUGCCAUACGGCCCUUAUCGACGUUGACUCCGACAACGAGGAGAAAACUAGGUUACUCUCUAACAGAGAUGCGUUCAGGAAACUUCUCGAAAAGGGAUUUAACAAGGACUGGCCACCGGGUCGGGGCCAACUCAUCCAGGAGGCUGUAAAGAAGGGGAAGAUUUCUAUAGAUGAUGGGCCGAAGCUUCUCGUUUUCAAAGACAUCAGUGAGGCUUAUUUCCUAGCCAGACGUGACUGCGUUACGUGUUGGAACGUCGGGACGCUCCGUUGUCCCGACUGCACUGUUAAUCCUCCUCCAGUUGUCUAUGUUGUCCGCUACAAUACACGAAAACCGAAGUUCAUUGAAGACAGAAAAGGAAAAUCGACGGCAUGGUUCGCUGAUCCCAAUAUGCCGUGCAUAUUCAGUAUAGCCUUCAUGCAACGCAGGACGAAUUCUCCGAGAUCAAUAUUACCGGGACCUUCUCAACCCGUGCGUGCAGGACGGUUCGCUCACAGGAGUAUUCGGGACCAAAAUCCUUCAUUUUUCUGACGGGGAAACGUUUUAUGUGAUAAAUUCGCAAUGUAAGACUUGCGAUGGGAAAGGCUUUCCCGGCUGUGGAGUAUGUGGGAAGGACACUGCUGAACCUAUCUUUGCCGAGUUCGAUAAGAAUGGGAAGGUUUGGUUUGCGGAUGCGAACGGAAAUAGGGUAAGAGGAUUGGAUGACCCAGACCCGAAAGCGGGAAGUGACGACUCGAACGGUGAUCAUGAUUCGAGUAUUGAUGGCG
This is a messenger RNA of Cantharellus anzutake, 1284 nucleotides long. RefSeq lists its product as uncharacterized. The record is from RefSeq and is a predicted model, not a curated record. Lineage: Eukaryota; Fungi; Basidiomycota; Agaricomycetes; Cantharellales; Hydnaceae. The transcript has 5 exons. The coding region runs from base 338 to 1048 and encodes 236 amino acids.